Messenger RNA from Fragaria vesca subsp. vesca, 1390 nucleotides. Its product is annotated as ATP-dependent Clp protease proteolytic subunit 3, chloroplastic-like. Gene Ontology annotation, biological process: protein quality control for misfolded or incompletely synthesized proteins. The record is from RefSeq and is a predicted model, not a curated record. The coding region runs from base 158 to 1099 and encodes 313 amino acids. NCBI's taxonomy places the organism in Eukaryota, Viridiplantae, Streptophyta, Magnoliopsida, Rosales, Rosaceae. The transcript is spliced from 5 exons. Gene Ontology annotation, cellular component: endopeptidase Clp complex. Gene Ontology annotation, molecular function: serine-type endopeptidase activity; ATP-dependent peptidase activity; ATPase binding.
GGGCGAACGUGGCCAUUGGUUUUACAUCCGUCUGAAAACGACGUCGUUUAUCUAUACUUCAGCUUUCUGCAGACAACAACGCCAAAUACCCUCAGCCUAUUUCUCCUUCCUUCCCAAUUAGACAGAUUUUCGAACCCAGAAAAACGGGAGGACGACGAUGAUGACGUACGCAGCCCCAGCGUCAAGGCCUCUGUGUUUCAACACCCAACCGUCGGUUGCUCUUCACAACGGUCUUCUCAGUGCGGCUACUAGUACUAGUAGUACCAUCGGUUGUAGCAGAAGCUCAAGGAAGGUCGUGGGUUCAGUUAAAGCCUCGUCGUCUCCCACAAGACCCACCUUGUCCACCAAUUGGGAUUUCCAGUUCCCCGCUGCUACUGCCCCGUCUCCUACACGCGUCCCCAGAUUCGAAGAGCUCGACACCACCAACAUGCUCCUCCGCCAGAGAAUCAUCUUCUUGGGCUCUCAGGUGGAUGACAUGACGGCGGAUUUGAUCAUAAGCCAGCUGCUGUUUCUGGAUGCUGAAGACCCCCAAAAGGACAUUACAUUGUUUAUCAAUUCACCCGGUGGCUCGGUUACGGCUGGAAUGGGAAUAUAUGAUGCAAUGAAAAUGUGCAAGGCAGAUGUUUCAACUGUUUGCUUCGGGCUUGCUGCUUCAAUGGGUGCAUUUCUCCUUGCUUCCGGCUCAAAAGGAAAGAGGUACUGCAUGCCUAAUGCAAGAGUGAUGAUCCAUCAACCUCUUGGAACUGCUGGAGGCAAAGCAACAGAAAUGGGUAUACGAAUUAGAGAAAUGGCAUACCACAAGAUUAAAUUGAACAAGAUAUUGUCAAGAAUCACAGGAAAGCCGUUUGAACAGGUUGAGGAGGAUACAGACCGUGAUAAUUUCAUGAAUCCCUGGGAAGCUAAGGAUUAUGGGUUGAUUGAUGAUGUUAUUGAUGAUGGAAAGCCAGGGUUGGUUGCACCAAUUGGAGAUUCCACACCCCCACCUAGAACAAAAGUCUGGGAUAUGUGGAAAGUAGAAGGUACCAAGAAAUCCAGAAAGAAUUUACCCUCAGAGCAGAAAAAUUUAGAGAAAGGUUUGGAAGCACCUACUGCAACAUAGGACCUUUGACAAGACUACUGUCUCAUUUGAAUUUUGAUAAUGUUUAUCUUUUAUCAAUGUCAUAAUGCUUACCUCUCAAAGUAGUCUUUUUGUACAUUCAUUAUCCAAAAUAGUGAACAUAGAUUAUUAGAAAUGAUUUAGGUGAUUAAAUUUAUCCCUCAUUUCUGUCAGCGGGAAGGACUAAACUUCUGUUUCUCAAAAUUUGGCUUUUGGUCUUAGCAGUUACUCUAAAGGCAAAUUUUUGUGGAAUCUGUUUCUCGAUAGGUGUCCUGGUGGAAAAGGACUUCGUUA